Molecule: messenger RNA, 3155 nt
Organism: Nothobranchius furzeri (turquoise killifish)
Lineage: Eukaryota; Metazoa; Chordata; Actinopteri; Cyprinodontiformes; Nothobranchiidae
Gene: crispld2
Product: cysteine-rich secretory protein LCCL domain containing 2
Cellular component (GO): extracellular region
Source: RefSeq, a predicted model, not a curated record
GCCUAUAUAAGGCUCUCAGAGCUCCUCUGGAGUCACAAAGGGAAGGAUCUCAGGAACAUCGCCAAAAAGCAGCAGCAGCUCCUCUAAUAAGGAAAUAACGCAGCUCUCCAGAGCGCACGGGAUCAAAUCCAAGCAGCUUGAAGAGAGAGUAAGGUUGUUUGGACUCUGAGGAGAACCCAGACGGACCUAAAGUGUCAGAAUGACCCGCUCUGCUGUGGCUUGGCCCCUCACCCCCUCCCUCCUCCUCCUGUUGUGUGUCAUCCACACUUCUUCACUCUUCCUGCCCGACUCCAAGGAACUGAGGGAGCUGCUGAUCCGCUAUGAGCAGGAAGCUGGCCUGAACCCGGCUGGGAACAGGACCCGGCGGGCCAUUCUCUGGUCAGACAGAGACGAGAUCCUCCAGCUGCACAACAAGCUGAGAGGCAGCGUUUACCCCACUGCCUCAAACAUGGAGCACAUGAUAUGGGAUGAUGAGUUGGAGCGGUCUGCGACCCAGUGGGCAGAGGUGUGUCAGUGGGACCAUGGGCCUCAGGACCUGCUCAUGUCCAUUGGACAAAACUUGGCGGUUCACUGGGGAAGAUACCGCUCCCCUGCCUUCCAUGUCCAGGCCUGGUACGAUGAAGUCAAAGAUUACACCUAUCCCUACGCUCACGAGUGCAAUCCGUGGUGCCCAGACCGCUGCUCCGGGCCCAUGUGUACACACUAUACCCAGCUUGUCUGGGCUACAACCAACCGAGUGGGCUGUGCUGUGCACACGUGUCCACAGAUGAACGUGUGGGGAGAAAUCUGGGAGAACGCUGUUUACCUUGUGUGCAACUAUUCCCCAAAGGGCAACUGGAUCGGAGAGGCCCCGUAUCAACAUGGCCGACCGUGUUCUCAGUGUCCUCCCAGCUAUGGAGGAGGAUGCAGAAAUAACCUGUGCUACAAAGACUCUCAGCGCUCAGAGACGGAGGACAUGAACGAAGUGGAGAAGCCGCAGGUACCACUGUCUCCUCGAACCACCUCCAAACCUGUUCCCAAGCUUCCCAAAAAACCUGCGUCCAAGCCGUUCACUCCAAAACCUGCAUCGCCAAGGACAACAUCUCCAAAAAGUCAAAGCAACCCCUACCUUGCUCACAACAUUAAGUGUGAGACUAAACUGCGGGAUAAAUGCAAAGGGGUAACCUGCAACAGACAUAAAUGUCCUGCCUUUUGUCUGCAUAAGAAAGGCCAAGUUUGGGGAACCGGCACUUACGAUGCACAAUCCAGUAUUUGCCGAGCUGCCAUCCACGCUGGGGUCAUCGGCAAUGGUGGGGGGCUGGUCGACGUCACAAGGACAGACAAGUCUCCGUUUUUUGUCAGAUCCACAAAAAAUGGUGUUGAGUCUCUCAGUAAAUAUAAAUCUGGAAAUUCUUUUGUGGUGGCUAAAGUUGAAGAACUCACUGCAGACUGCUACACCACCGUGGCUGAAAUCUGUCCCUUCAAAAGACCCUACUCACACUGUCCGAGAGUUUCCUGUCCAGCCAACUGUAAGUCUCAGCCUUCUUACUGGUCACCUGUAAUCGGGAACAACAUCUACGCAGAUAUCUCCAGCAUCUGUAAAGCAGCCGUACAUGCGGGGGUGAUUAAAGCAGACGGGGGUUUUGUUGAUGUUCUGCCACUGGAAAGGAGGAGGAGCUACACCGGAGUUCUGAAAAAUGGAGUCCAGUCUGAAAGCAAAAGCAACACAGAAGGAGGCUCCUUCCGACUCUUUGCUGUGAAGAUGUGACAAGAAACUACUCACAGGUUAAAACAGCGUGGCAGUUUGUCUUUCUUUGAAUAUGUUGGCUUAUGUGUUAUUAAAAGUAGUCCCAGAUAUAUAAAAAACACUCUCCUAUCAUCUGAUUGUUCAGUAUUUUGAUGACUUGUUUCAUUUUCACCUUUUUUUCAAUAGACAUCUAUAAUCUAUGAAAAGAGAACUGUUCCAUGUGUUAUAAAUUAAACAGGUGGUGCUGGAAGUGUUUAUUAAGAAAUAAAUAUGUUUACAUUUAUGUUUACUUAAAAAAUAUAUGUUGGUUUUCAUACACCAGAAUGUAUACUGAUCACACUGUAUUUAAUCAUUUUGUACAGAGCAUAUGUUAUUUUGUCAUGAAUUACAUGAUUACGGUGUAUUAUUAUAGUUGUACUAAAUUAGAGACGUUUUUGCUUACCCUGUUCAGAUUUUGAACAUCUUCAGCUUACAGCCUACAAAUUCACAGUAGCAGAGAAUCAUGACUCCCUUUUAUUUUGUUAAAUAUGACAGAUGUUCUUAUGAAACAAUUUAUUGAAGCCACAAUGACAGUAGGAAAGUAGAACUGAAGUAUGGCCUGUAAACACGUCCACUUGGGUUUUUCUCUGGGGUCUUAAUCUAUAUUUUGUCUUCUUCUGUGAAGCCACGUCUGAGUCUGAAUCAUAUUAACAAGGUGAAGAACAAACUCGUUCUGAGAGGUGGACAGAAAAUGUAAAAAUUAAAGUCAUUUUAGGGGAAUGUUGGAAUGGAAAUGAUGUUGCAAUAAUAUUUUUAAUGUCUAGAGGAGCUGUAAUUUUUUUAGUUGGUUGUUUUCCUAAUCUUUUUUUGUAUGUACAAGAAUGCAAUGUUGCCCCUCCCCCUUCCACCCAAGGCGAUUGAAUGUGUCGCACACAUAAAGGUUCAGAGAAUUUUAGCUGUGAAGGGGCCAGUUCUGUAAUUUACGGACUUUGGAAGAAUUGAGUUUCCGUGCACACUUUACUGUCAUAAUCCAGAAAAGUCCUGUUUUUUUCGUUACAAAUCCUGCUUUAUAUCACAGAAGUAAAAAAUCUAAAAGCACAGUAAACACCUUAAAGUUUAUCUUCAUGUUGGUUUUCUGGAGGAUUCAGCCCCAUAAACAAACAAAUUCAAAAGCUUGCCUUCAAGUUUUUAAACUUUUUUUAAUCUACCUCACUCCUUUUUUUCCGCUAAGCUUUUAGGUCUUAAGGGAAUUUUUUUAUAGUAAAUUUGAAGGGUUUUAUAAAAUAAUUGCAACUGUAAAUACUGAUUUUUAAAAAUUCUUUUGUGAAAUAUCAAAUACGUGUUUUAUUUGUUAUCUGUAUUUUUAUAUCUGUAUAAUAUUUUCAGUACUGUUUUUGCACAACUUCAGAAUAAAGUAUGUUUAAUAAAUGCAAAUGCAUAAUAAUAUUGA